Molecule: messenger RNA, 1350 nt
Organism: Plenodomus lingam JN3
Lineage: Eukaryota; Fungi; Ascomycota; Dothideomycetes; Pleosporales; Leptosphaeriaceae
Biological process (GO): DNA repair; reciprocal meiotic recombination; DNA strand invasion
Cellular component (GO): condensed nuclear chromosome
Molecular function (GO): double-stranded DNA binding; DNA strand exchange activity; ATP hydrolysis activity
Source: RefSeq, a predicted model, not a curated record
AUGACCGACCUGCUGCAGAUACUGCCUGACUUGGACGCAAGACCAUAUUCACAUCUACUACCCUCGCUCGACAAAGCCCUCAUCACCACCAAUGAUCUCCUUACUCUCGACGCUGCUGAUGUGGCCAAGCGCGCCCAGCUGCCAGCUGCUGAGUUGAGGAAACUCGCCGAUGCUGUCCUCCUCGCCCUUCACCGGCAACUCGGUUUCGGAGGAGGGGAAGUCGCCGGUAGUUCCUCCUUCCUUGCCUCAUCUACCAACAACCCAGACGUUUCCAAAGAACGGCUAGGGUUCAUCAGCACUUUGGACGAGGAGCUGGAUGCUGCUUUGGGUGGCGGAAUCCCUCCUGGCUAUUUGGUAGAAAUCACUGGCGAGAGUGGUGCCGGCAAGACGCAAGUACUACUCACCCUUUUGCUUGCUUCCCAAUUGCCGCCUCCGCUCGGUCUGGGCAAAUCAGCCAUCUACAUUUCUACUGAAGCAGUGCUCGCAACUACUCGUCUUACCCAGCUGCUCUCCAAUCAUCCAGCCCUUGCAUCACGCCCGGUUGCUGAGAGACCCUCGCUAUCGCGUAUCCUCAGCAUACAGACCCCUGAUCUUGAGUCGCAGGAACAUAUUUUGCGCUAUCAGCUUCCUGUCGCUGUCAAAAAACAUGAUGUUGGUCUUGUCAUCCUUGACUCUGUUGCUGCAAAUUAUCGUGCCGAAUUUGAGAAGAAAGGGCCCAAUGGUGCCGCUGCCUCCAUGGCCAAGCGAGGCACUCAGCUAGUACAGCUCGGAGCCUUGCUGCGCGACCUCGCGCGUACUGAAGGGGUCGCAGUAGUGGUUGCGAACCAAGUGGCAGAUCGCUUCAGCAAACCUCCUACAUUCUCUGCCUCUCGUACCACUUCAAGCAACAGCCAGGGUAACGUACGCACGGCCUCUAGCAAUAGUCAGGGAACCUCGCAUGAAAAUACGCCUCUGCCGUUGGGUACAGCUUCCCAGCUUGAAGAAGAUAUAACGCUUUCUCCUGAUCCUUUAACGUUGGACCAUCAGCAACGAUGGUUUACCGGGUGGGGAGAUUUACAGCACGAACCAUCAUAUGCUCAGAAAACACCGUCGUUGGGGCUCGUCUGGACGAAUCAACUAGCUUGUCGAAUAGCUCUUCUCAAGCUACCUGUCUUUGCAAACAGGCCUUUGAUCCACAAUGUCAAUGGAGAAGACCAGUGGAAUGAAGAAGAUACACAUAUCUCAAAGUGGCGAAGAUGGUUCAAGGUUGUCUUCGCACCGUGGACCCCGCCUUCUGAAGGGAGAGGAACAGAAUUCGAGAUUGCGAAAAGUGGCAUCAGGCAUGUCUCGAAAGAGAAGACUAAACAAUAG